Messenger RNA from Amoebophrya sp. A25, 194 nucleotides. The record is from the annotation of a GenBank genome assembly. NCBI's taxonomy places the organism in Eukaryota, Dinophyceae, Syndiniales, Amoebophryaceae.
GUUGACGAGCAAGGGCUGUUCUUGGGUGCCAACGAAAAAAUCGCUAGCACAGGUUGGGUGAUGUUGACUAACUACGCUAGUUGUACAUCAACUGCAGGUGGAAUAGCACACGAUUCAAACUGUCGGCCAUUGACUAGAAGCCCCACGGGAACUAUGCACAACGCUGCUCCCGGACUUGCGCCACCUCAGCUGGG